UUGGUACAUGCACUAGUUAGUGGAUUCAUAUAUAUUAUGUAAUAGUGCUUAGUCAUAAAAUAAGCAUUUGUUGCAUUUGUUGUCGCGUUCUUAGACUCUCACCUGCGCAACAGCGUAACCUAGCCAUUUCUGUUCUCCGUCCCAUGCAAGUCAACUCUCUUGGAUAGGUCCCGAUACUUGUUGCAUCAUCCGCUCCCGCCAGUGGCUCGCCAAUCGCCCUUCGUACAGAUACCAGACAUACCAGACAUAGACAUUUACACUAUUAGAAUCUCCAAUUUAUUCGGCAAAGACCGAGAACCCCCCUCGAAUCGCGCAUAGCUUCUUAAUGUCUUCAAAUGGCUCCUAAUUUUCGUCCAAAUACCCAAACGCGACGUGGAAAUCGUAGCGGAUAUGUAGAACAUGACGAUUUUGAGGGCUUGCCCGUAAGACAAUGGCGCCAAGAAUGGGUCAAGAUUGGACCGCCUCCGCCCGCAGAGAUAACUCAGAAGAACGAUAUAUGGGCAAUCGAAUUUCCACAUGGCAUGCCCAAAGAUUCGCAUUUGCUAGCCACACACUCUCUAGAGCUGUUAAAGGCAACUCGCUCAGGGAGGAUGUACAAGCGACCAGCGCCCGCGGAAGAAGAGGAGGUUGACCCCGAUGCUGCUCUAGCAGAAAAACCAGAGAAGAAGGAGGAGGACCCAAGCAUCAAAGGCUAUCAAGUCAAAGUUUGGAAGCAGGUCGCCCGUAAUGCCGAGGGUGCCACCGUCUCCCACCUGGCCAAACGGAGGAAAGGAGUUAUCACGCUAUCAUCUAGCCUUCCGGCUGGCCCGUCAUCUAGUCCGGCCAUAGUGAAAGUAACCGUUCGCCGCAUCGACGCCGCAGGAAAUCCUUACACGCAAGAAAUCACAAUAAAUGAUGGUCAGCCGGUGGAUGGGGAAAUUAUAUCGACUGUGGUGGUGCCAGCGCCUAAUACUACCGCAAACGGUGAAGCAUCUGCCGCCGCGACUCCGGUCCGAAGACGGCCGCCACCGCCCAAGAGAAAGCCUAAGGGACCUGGUCGAGGUCGGAAGAAGAAGCUGCCUUUGCCAACAAAUACACGUCCCGAGGCGACCAAUACGGGCGCGGAUACUAUUACGGAUGGUACUAAACUCAAUCUUCCAGAAUCUGAUAAUAUCAAACAAGAUGACCAAUCCGAAACUAAAAACCAGGACAGCGAAAUGGCCGACGACGAUGACGGAGACGAUGGAGAAGAUGAUGGAGAAGAUGGCGAGGACGGCGACGAUGGCGACGAGGAGGAUAGCGAAAUGCCUGAUGGCGAGAGCGGAGCAGGUUUCAGAGCUGAAAGCGAAACCAAACCUGAUAGCGUCGUUGAAGUUCCUCCAGCGAUCACUCAGGCUGAGCCCUCCAUCAACACGAUACCAUCGGAGGUCUCGCCUAGUAUUGGGCCGUCACCUCCUAAUUCUAUCUUAAACCCAGUCCAGCCUCCUACACAGCACGUCCCAUCGCAAUUUGAAGGAAGCCCGCUCAAAAAUGUUGUAGCUGCAACAUCGCCAACAGACUUGUCGCCAAAAUUCCCACCGAUCGAAGAAAUCGCAAGCACAAUUGCUACAACCGAUACCAGGCCAUCGGAAAUAUCAUUAGAUCCCGUUCCAACGUUACCUGGUCCAAUCGAACCAGUUCCCCAGGGAACAGAAUCAGUUACAGCAAAGCUUCAAGUGGACGUAGAGAUGACAGACGUUCCUCGCCAAGAACAGACGGAGACCCCAGUUCCGCCCGUAGUGGAAGGAGAAACGCGACAGUCGGAUGUUUUAGCGGUUAAUCCGCUACCAACCGUAGAUUCUAUUCGAGGCGAAGAUGCUUCUACGCAUCCUUCACCACCGCCUGCAGUUAUGCCAGAGAUUACGAAUACCGAACAGCCAAUCGAAGAGGUUGUUUCCGAGACAGUUGUGAGCGUGGUUACGAAUCAAGAACCACUGGCUCCUGAACCAGCUCCUGAACCAGCUCCUGAACCGGCUCCGGCUCCGGCUCCGAUACUUGCCGAUAGCCUACCAGCUCCCGGGCCUAUUGAUACCAAAGCUGAAGGCGCUGCCGUAGAAGGAGGAGAGGAGAAUGAACCCGAAAGUCCUGAUCUAUUUAGCGGUCUAGAGGCCGCCUUGAAUCAGCAAGGCGGGCCAAAGGAGGCCACGCCCGCUCAGGAAACAGAGGCAGCUUGAAUUCCUCCAGUAUAUUGAUCUUGAAUAACCCCGAUGAGACGUAUUAUAUCAAUACGUUCCGUUUCCUGGUUAUGCCUGCGAAUAGUAUAAAGUAGGCUUGUAUGAUUAUCUAAUGAAGAAAUGGGUAAAUAUGAAGGGAUAUUUUUCAUUUCAUACUAUUUCUGGUCUGGUUUAUGUUGUUUAUGUGUCGAGCUUUUUGUAAUUUAAACCCACCAAGACUUGGGAAUAGGAAAUUCAUCUUGAACUUGACAAAUAACUACCA
This is a messenger RNA of Daldinia vernicosa, 2454 nucleotides long. RefSeq lists its product as uncharacterized. The coding region runs from base 336 to 2192 and encodes 618 amino acids. The record is from RefSeq and is a predicted model, not a curated record. The transcript is spliced from 4 exons. NCBI's taxonomy places the organism in Eukaryota, Fungi, Ascomycota, Sordariomycetes, Xylariales, Hypoxylaceae.